UACAGCAACACUCGACGCGAAGACGACGAGCGAGAGAUCACAACAGCAGCAGAUCGAGCAAGGACGAUGGCUUCGGGCAACGCCAAGCAGGCGCAGGCGCUCACGCGCCAGGCAAGGCAGGAUAUGGCCUUUGCUGGCAUCUGCACCACGUUCACGACAACCUGUAUUGGCAGAGUGCAGGACAACCACAUGUGCUGGGAGGAUGUGAUCAAGCUGUGCAACAAGUACCAGGCCACGCUGGCGCAAGCGUGCCGCACAUUUGCGGACCUGCAAGACGCUGUACAAGACCUCCUCAACACAGGCAAAGACGUCGCAGGCGAUACAUCCACGUUGUGCGAGUCUGCAGACUCACUGCUGCACAGCCUGGCACGCGUCAACGAGCAGCGGCACGAGGCCUCCCUGAGCAUGUUGUCGGAGCUGAUCCCACUGCUCAAAUCGCGACAGGAUACGUGGCAUGAGGAGGCCGCCCAGCUGGAAAAGGAGUUUGUCAAAAACACGACGAGCCUUCGACGCACAGUGAAGAAGAACAUACACGGGGUGUCCAAAGCGGCGAAGAAGAACCGAAAGGCCAAGGACAAUGAACACGAGACAGAGUGCGCCAAGCAAUGCCGCCAGCUCGCGGCGUCCACAGCCGAGUACAGCAAGCAGCAGAAGAAUUUUUACGACCGCGCACACGUGAUGGAACGCAGCCGCUUCUGCGCCCUCUCCCGCGUGCUGUGCGAGCUUGCCUCAUACGAGCUGGCGUGCUCCCCUGAACUCGCCACGCUGCGCACACGCGUGGACGGGACGGUUGCCCUCGCCAACGCCCCGGAUGCCGUGCCGUUCAACGAGCACUUCCGCAACCUCACAAAGGCAAACGGGUUUGACAUCAACGGCAACACCAUUACGGCAUAUGCGCAGCAGCGUGCUGGCAAUGGCAGCAGCCAGUAUCCCGCCAUCACCAUCACACCCGGUCACGCAGAUACGGCACGCACCAGCAAGCGGUACCGUCCAUAUGGGGAGGCGUACGAAGGCGACGACGAUGACGAUGAUGACGAUGGCGAUGGUGCUGGGUCGGACACGAGUGCGCCGCUGUUUACGGAGGAAGAGCUGAACGGAAUGUACAGCCGCGUGAGCAAAGGACACAAGCGGACAGAUCAGCAGCUGGACGGAGAGUCCGACACGGACGCUGACACGACGCAAGACACCGCCGCACGCGCGCAGGAAAACGGACAUCUGGCAACGCAGCAGGGGCAGCGGCUGUCGUUUGCAGCCGUCUCUGAUGCCAUGUACAACGAGGACCACGGCAAUGAUGGCAACAGCAGCGAUGGGCGCAGCUCGCACACGCGCAGCACACACGAGGCCGAGGGUGGCUACGAUGACGAUUACAGCGGUGGUGCUGGCAGUGGGAGGCAGAGACACUGGCAGGGAGGGGCGCGUCGACAGCAGCCAUCGUCCGAUUACAGUGGUGAUGGUGAUGGUGAUGGUGAUGGUGAUGGUGAUGAGUUGCCGCCGCCGCCGCCAGAUGACGCUGGCCCGCCACUGCCACCGCGGCUGUCGGAGGCGGCGUUUGACACGUUGACCGACAGCUUCGACGCCCUGCCACCGCCACCACCCAUGCCACCAGCACCGCCGCGCGACAGCAGUGACAGCGGAGAUGGACAGGGUAGUGGUGACACCUCUGCACCAUCAUCCUCUGAUGCAGGUGCACCACCACCGCCUCCGCCUCCGCCUCCUCCUCCAUCCAUGGCGUCCUUCACAUCGUCGGCCACAUCAGCCUCGCGACCGGCACUGUCUGCAGCCGCUCUCCACUCUGCUGCCAGCGGCCUCAGGCACACACCCCCGUCGCAAGCAAGUGAGAGUGGAAGCAGUGCCAGCAAGCAGGCGGACCCGUCAGACCUUGCCCAGGUCGCAGCCAUGAAGGGAGCGGCGCGUCUGAAGCGACGAGAGCAUACCAGCAUGAAGGAGAAGAGUCCAUCGGAGCAUUCCGUCACGUUUCCACGUGGCAGCCUGCCCCACCUCCGCCACGUGCCCUCUGACGAGAAGCGUCUUCGCCAGCAGGAGGCCGCGGCUGCUGAGCACGACACAGAGGAGUCGUUUGCGUCUCUCCGCACCACCCUCCGCCACGCCGACGGCACAGACCAGACCGACACCACCACUACUUCAGCAUCAGGGCCGGCAUCAACGGCACGGGCAGCGACGAAACCAAAGCCAAAGCCCAAGCCAGCAAACGUCAAGACCGCCAAACACAUCACCAGCCUGUGAUGUUGUGUCUGUGUCUGUGUGUGUGUGUUUGCGUGUCUGUGCGUCUGUGUCUGUGUCUGUGUCCGUGUCUGUGUCCGUGUGUGUGUCUCUGUCCGUGUGUCUGUGUCUGUGCCUGUGUCUGUGUCUGUGUCUGUGUGUGCGUGUGUGAGCGUGCGUGUGUCUGUGUGUUUGCUCCGCCUUGUUGUUUUGCUUUCCUAACUUCCUUCAUGAAUUUGUUAUUUCUUUCGCCGCCCAUUCUUGCUGGCUCGCUUUCUCCCCUCCACGCCAUCUUCACUCUCGCAAUGAUCACUGUACAGGCAACAUGCUGUUGGCCAGUUAUGUUUUAAGAGUUUUUGUUUUCGUGCUCUGUCAACAUGCAAUUCACGCUACCCUGUGCGCUAUGCCACGUGCUGUAACAACAAACACUACAAACGAUCACUUUGAA
This is a messenger RNA of Salpingoeca rosetta, 2668 nucleotides long. RefSeq lists its product as uncharacterized. Gene Ontology annotation, biological process: plasma membrane organization. The transcript has 12 exons. The record is from RefSeq and is a predicted model, not a curated record. Lineage: Eukaryota; Choanoflagellata; Craspedida; Salpingoecidae. The coding region runs from base 67 to 2244 and encodes 725 amino acids.